Molecule: messenger RNA, 1819 nt
Organism: Mytilinidion resinicola
Lineage: Eukaryota; Fungi; Ascomycota; Dothideomycetes; Mytilinidiales; Mytilinidiaceae
Exons: 3
Coding region: 1-1722 (573 amino acids)
Source: RefSeq, a predicted model, not a curated record
AUGGAAGUUUUCGGAACCGUAGCGAGCGUUAUAGCUUUGAUGAAGCUAGUCGCCCAGCUUAGAGAAAAAGCUUAUGCGGAUCCAAAUGCUAGAAAAGAAGUCGAAAGUUGUUGUAUAGUCUUAUCAGGAGUUGCCUAUUCAUUCGAAAUCAUUCACACCUUGUCAAGCGGACCCGAGCCAGCCCCAGCUCUUAUCGUGGAGAUACAGGGCCAAUCGCAAAAUGUUGUUGAGGUGUGCUCAGAGAGAAUCGAAUCCAUCAUAAAGGAUGUACAGGAACUCGUUAAAAAGUUUGCAAUCGCCCGAAAGAACCCAAACCCCUUCACCAAUUGGGCUGCAAGGCUCCGUUCAAGAUCAAAGUCCAGCGAGACAAAGGUGAAGCCUCAACGUAUCCGCAAUUUAGUUGAGGAGGCAAAGGUUCUGGAAAGGUCGUUGCACUUUGCAAUGUCAAGCCUUAUAUAUGCGAAGAUGGGGGCCAGCCACACGGACUGGCAGCAAACCUUCAAAGACAUGAUUGAACGGUUCGAGAAGAGUCAGCAGGCCUGGCGAGCUGAAACGUCUUCGAUUGGGGUUUAUACUACUACAAUGAGAGCGGAGCAUAGCACGACAUCACAACCUCUACAGGAUGUCUCCGAGACAGAAGGAGGUUCCGACCACGAGGCUUCUCGAAACUCACCCGGAGCACUCAUCCUGGUUAACGAAUCUUCCAGCCUGUCAGAGGGUCUCGAAAGCGAGACUGAGAUGGUCGCAGAGAUUUUCGACGAUGGACGAGUCGUCCCGUACAGCUACUACAAUGCUGGCGAGGAACACGAUACAACUCACGCAGAGACUACCUCUGAAUCCGAGACUGGAGACACCGAUACGCCAAUCGAAAUCGAGACCGAUGCUCUCACACACGAACCAGAAGCCUCAGACCAUGAAAUACAAUGCACCAGGAGGCUCAGCAAUGAGACUACAGAGAUCAGUCGCUCCGGAUCGGUUUUUCUCGAUGCAGCCACCAACAUCGCUUCCUGCUGGAGUGACGACACGAAUGCAUUUCGCUUUUGUGUUCACCACCUCAGUGUGCAAGAUGAUGGACAGUUCACUGCCAUGUUGCGAGAGCCUUGCUGUCCCGCUAUUGGGCCUUGCCAUCAUAUCUCGUUGCACUGGCGCGAAGACUCGCUGCGUACUGUAAAACUGCCGGUAAUGUUCGAUGUCACAGUUCGCCAGGGACAGAUCCUCUCCAACGCCGACCUUAGUGAGCAGGCCGAACGAGCAGAUGUUCCCAUCCUGUGCUUUUUACCAAGCUGUUCGAACAGGGAUAUGCAUACCCUGAUUUACAUGCUCGAAGGAGCACGCACUGGGUACGCAGCUCCUAACAGCGAUUUUACCAUCAUGCAGUCAUGGCCAGCGAACAGCGAGGACGAAGACUCCGCUGAAGAGGAAGAGCUGAAUGGUAACAACGACGAGGCAAAUUCUGACCUCGGAGAGGACAACGAAGAAAGGCAAGACGAAGGUGAUCGAAACACGGCAAAAUGCGGUAUUGGAAAUUAUACUGCGGUACCGUGUUUCUUCUGUGGUCGCGACGCUUUGCAACCCACGAUGAGCGCAGAGGGGUCUUGGGGAAUUUUGAUUUACCGCAAUGAUUCGAUUGGCUACAACUGCAGUCGAUGCGAGAAGAGGACUUGGGUGUCAGGUGGAGAGUGGACGCUUGCACCGCCAGGUGGCACCUGGAACACUUGGUAAGCCAAAAGGUAGAUCCAGGUGCUACUAUCACUACUUCACAGAUUGUUUUAGACACGGAUAAAUUUUGAAUGUAAUGAUGCGUAGAAUGAAUAUGCCU